AUGGCAUACAAGCACCACCAGGAAGCCAAGACGAAAGGGGCGGAAAUCAACGCGGAUACGAUCAACAAGGUCGGAGACUUGUCUCGACUUCUUGCCUUCCAACCUCAGUACAAGGCUCUGCUGAGGGCGCGACCGGACGUUGCUCAGGGUGAGUUGGUGCGAGUUACGGAUUGGAAGUUGUUGACCCCGGACAACUAUGACCGCACCUGCUUCCACAUUGAGGUUGAUGUCAAAGGAACUGGCCUGGAACAUCUGGUCAAUGGCAGCAUGGGGAAAGCUCUGUCCGUCUAUGCGCUGAAUCCUGCAGACAAGGUAACCGAGUUCCUGACGAAAAUGAAGCUUGAUCCUGAUGAGACGGUGUCGGUGGAAGACAUCGCUCCACAAUCUGAAGAGGGGACCGUUGUGGUGACGACGGUGUACAAGCUCUUCUCUCAGUACUUGGAUUUGUUCGGAAAGCCGAGCCGCGAGUUCUUGAAGAAACUGUUCCCCUUUGCACAGGAUAUCAUGGAGAAGGUUGCCAUUGCAGAACUGACGCUGGAAAGGAAGACCGAAGAUUUUUUGGAUCGCCAAGCGCGUGCUUACACUUAUGCCGAUUACAUCCUCGAGUAUCCGUCGCUCAAGAUUCCGGUGGAGAAGUAUGUCGAGCUGCUGCCGACCAUUAAGCAGCGCGUGUACUCGAUUUGCUCCUCCAGUGACUUCCGGCCCGGCAAAUGCCAACUACUGGUUGUUCGCGAAGACUGGCAAGCGAAAGGUGGUGAUACCAAGUUUGGCUUGUGCUCCAGCUUCAUGACCUUCCUCAGGCCUGGAGCCAUUUGCAUUGCGCAUGCGACCCACUCUGUGAUGCAGAUCCCUGAGGAUAAGUCUGCUCCGAUCUUCAUGGCUGGCUUGGGGACGGGCCUCGCGCCUUUCCGAGCCUACAUCGAGCAGCGCAAGCACGAGAAGUCACAAGGGGCCCGAGUGGGUCCCAUGACUUUGUUCUUCGGUGGCCGGCACAAGAAGGCCGAGUUCUACUACCAAGAUGAGAUGGAGGCUUACGAGAAGGAGGGCCUUGUAAAAUGUUGCAACGCCUGGUCCCGUGACCAGAAGGAAAAGGUGUACGUCCAGCACAAAAUCAUGGAGGAAGCGGCUAACAUUUGGCAGCACCUUGGCAGGGAAGGCUCCAAUGGAUACUUCUUCCUGUGUGGGUCGAAGCAGCCCGAGAAGGACGUUUUUGCCGCACUUGUGAAGAUCAUGGAGACGAAAGGAGGUCUCACGAACGAGCAGGCCCACAAGAAGAUGGAGAGCCUACAGCUUGCUGGCCGGUAUGUCACGGAAGUCUACUGA
Symbiodinium sp. CCMP2456 is the source of this 1323-nucleotide messenger RNA. Lineage: Eukaryota; Dinophyceae; Suessiales; Symbiodiniaceae. The record is from the annotation of a GenBank genome assembly.